UGGCACGGGUCCACGCGCGAGGCAGCAAUGUUCCUUGCGUGAGAUACAAUAGCAAAGGAAUGACGGUUUUCUCGUGAUCGUCUGCCGGACUCCUCUUUUCUCUGUCCCACCACGGGUCCAGGUUCGACGUCGACGAACGGAAAACAACAUCUCGGACUCAAAGAAUGCAUAGAAGGAGCGCCAGGAACAAAUUGUGAGACAGUGAACGAGAUGAGGACAUCCCAGCGGCAUGAUUCCAGGCCUGACGUGAUGGAGUCGGCCCCUGAUCAUCCAGACAACGCAUCUCGUCACAGUCCCGUUGGAAGCGAGGACGUUGCAGUCUCAUCAGAUUCGACAACGUGUGCCACACCGACUGCCAGGCAGAUCACUGGCAAGCCAGCCGCGUCUGAGGAUUUGCGAUCAUCACACCAGCAUGGCUACCAUUAUCCCCAUCACUCUGCCAGUGGGUCACGGCUGUCUUCAGCGAAGACGUCGUCAAGUUCCUUGCAGGCUCUGAAUGAGGAUGUUGUGACGGAUGCCCGCUCUGAUAACAGCAGUAUCAUGCGGAACCCUCUGGUACAAAGAGUGGCUCAGCAGUUUGGACAAUCAGCAGAGCCACUUGCGCCAUCGACACAAUCAGUGAAUACAUCGGGCGACUUCCCUGUGUAUCCUGAUCAAUCAUACGCGGUUUUGCAGUCACAGGUUCAUCCGACGCCGUACCCUUUCCUACGCUCGCGGAGCUCAUACCCAGUACAUAGCGAUAUUUCUGCACGUUAUCCCAAUGGCCGUGGCGCUCGCACCGCUGGAAACACUCCGAUCUCCAGUCCAGGCUUGUUUUCUUCGAGGAGUUCUAGGUCUACCCCGCCUUACGCUUCUGAUGAUGAGGGCCGUCUCGGCAGUCCGUAUCUACAUCCCACUCAUCUUCAACCACCAAAAGAGACACAUACAGUAGAAGUAGAUCGCGACGUCAACACUGGAAACAAGCUCAUCAACGAAUAUGAAAUCCUAGAGGAAUUGGGACGUGGUGAACACGGGAAGGUCAAAUUGGGUCGUCACGUGGUCACAAAACAACAAGUUGCGAUCAAAAUAGUACAGCGAUACUCGAAAAGACGGCGUUUGGGCAAAUUGGGCAAUCCUGAAGAUAAAGUCAAGAAAGAGGUCGCUAUCCUCAAAAAGGCUCGUCAUCCAAACGUAGUCAGUCUGUUGGAGGUCAUCGAUGAUCCCAACCGUCAGAAAGUCUACAUCGUUCUGGAAUAUGUGGAGAACGGGGAGAUCGUUUGGCGAAAGAAAGGGCUGCGGGAGAUUGUGAAUGUCGACAAGCGCAGACUCGAGCGUGAGAAAAGGGGAAUCCCCGAUUCGCCCUCCUUCCUCGAGGAAAGUCUACAAUAUGUCAGGACCGCACAAUUGCAACGUCGACAAAGGGAACGAGCCCGUGCAAGACGUAAUGCCCAAACACUAGCCCUUCAGGAACAAUCGAUUCCUGCUUGGAGCUUGGAGCACGGAGGCGAGUCAGAUGAUGAGGCAGGGCCAGAAAAUCUACCGUCGUCUAGCCGGACGAUGCUCAGCGAGGACCACUCGGUCCAUUCUUCGCCCAGUCAUUCUUAUACGUCUACCUCCGAUCUCGAGCGCCGCAUGCGGGAAGCAAGCUUGGCUGCCAUUGAAGGAAGCAUGUAUGGCCCUUAUGCAUCGGAUCACUAUUACGGACGGCGUUUUAGCACCGCCUCAAGUAAUCUUGGAUACGCAUCUUCAGAGCCAGAUUGGCUUUCCGACGAUGAUGACUUGUCUUAUGUCCCGUGCCUCACCAUGUCUGAGGCGCGUAAUGCUUUCAGAGAUUCCGUGUUAGGACUGGAGUAUCUCCAUUACCAGGGAAUCAUCCACCGCGAUAUCAAACCGGCCAACCUUCUGGUCACGGCCAAUCACCGGGUCAAGAUAUCUGAUUUUGGCGUGUCUUACCUGGGUCGGCCUAUGCGGGACGAUGAGGAGGAACAGGUGACGGAGACUGAUGCUUCUGAGCUUGAUGAUGCUCGAGAAUUAUCCAAGACUGUUGGCACACCGGCUUUCUAUGCACCGGAACUCUGUUAUACUGGCGACGAUUUCGUGAGCGCCAUCGGAAAUGUACCUAAGAUCACUGGAGCCAUUGAUGUGUGGUCCCUCGGUGUGACUCUCUACGGCAUGAUAUUCGGACGGCUUCCAUUCAUGUCUGACGAUGAGUUCAGCAUGUUUCAAACUAUUGUCAAGCAGGAAGUUUUCAUCCCACGGAAACGUCUAAAAGCUGUCGAGGAGGACACAUCGUCUACCAACCCCCACGACCGCAAUCAUAUCAUGAACUGCAACAAGCGCACGGAAGACGAACUUGUUUACGAAGACAUUGACGACGAGCUUUAUGAUCUCUUGAAGCGACUGCUAACAAAGGACCCCACAAAACGAAUUACACUAAAGGAAAUCAAGCAUCAUCCUUGGGUUCUCCGUGGCUUGCAGAAUCCCCGAGCAUGGAUUGAAGAAACAGAUCCCGGAUACCAGAGCAAAGGCAAGAGGAUCGAAGUCUCGACUGAAGAAGUCACGACUGCAGUCAGCAAAGUUCCCUUCAUCCAACGCGUUCGAUCGAAUGUGGCUAAAUGGUCUGGAUAUAUUACUGGAAGGUCCAGAGAAGGGCGGAAACGCGCCACGAGCAAUGCCACAUCAGCCGAUAGCGCGGCUUCGGCCUCAUCGUCUGGUAGCCUUUGGAGAGAUUGGAGCCAGGUACGGCGCCAGAGCCUACGAGGCGACGAGGAGCCAUCCCGUUUGUCAAGAUUCGGUCGCGAGAGUGACCAUCCUCUAUCCCAGAGUGUCACUGCCAGCCCAGAUGGCCAGGAAGAUCAACCCUCGUAUCUCCCGAUUUCCAGAACCAACACGACGGCUUCCGCAGAUCAGACGCCUCGUCCUCCCCCUCCUCAACGAGCGACUUCUAGCUUGUCCAGUACGGAAUCUACAAAAACGGUGAGAGCAUCUGACCCUGAAAGUACCCCUUCAGUGCAGCCUCGAGCGUCUACGCCCUCAUUUACCGAGAGCUUGGGGGCAUCCAGUAUCAGUGGUAUCUUCAGUGGAGCCGGCCGGCGACUUGCCAAAAGCUUCCAAACUGGCGAAUGGCGUCCGGAGCGGUCACGGUCCGCGGACAGAGUGUCUGUGGACGGUGAUGCUCGGUCAGAGCCGAGUCUCGCAUUGAGUGUGGCUUCUGCCAGAGGCGAAGUGCAGGCUACUGAUGUACAACGGGAUGAAGCUAAGAGUCUACGCCAGCCAGCCUCAAGCGGAUCGGUGCAUCGUCGCCACAGGUCUCAUCAGCUUGCGUACGGCUCUUCGGUCGAGUCAUUCCAGCUUGCAGAAGCUCUUCUACGUCAGAAAGUACACGAUACUGAACAUAAUACUAAUGGUGAUUGUCCCGUGUCCAGGCCGGGAAGCGAACUACCCUCAGACGACUUUCGGGUAGAGAACGAUGAAGUUCACCGCAAGAAAUCUGACAGUUCCCAGGAUGAGCAAGCUGAGUGUGGUACCUCCCAGGAUUCCAAUGGUGGCCUUACUACUUCUCCUCCGUCUGCCACCACUAUAUCCUCGUCUGUCGACGAUUACAAUAGUGGUAUCUCUCAGAGUGCUUCUCACCGCAGCAUUCCUUCGGUUCUUUCCCGGGCUUCUUCUCUUUCCGGCGACAUCCCCCCUGUGAAAGAGAAGGAAGCGGAGAAGUCAUGUCAUGUGCCUGCCAUACUUCGUACUGGGGAUACAGUGAAGGCCAUAGACAUGUCGUAUCAGCGUUCCCAUGAAGACGAUGAGUCGAAAUACUAUUGCGACGAUGAAGAGGACGAUUCAGAAGAUGAGGGAAUCGUAUUUGGCAGAAAGACAAACGCGCGUCGCGAUGUCAAAAUAAACAAGUGAUGCGUUAUCGACGUGGUUUCCAGAGUGAAUGUCCAGUCUAGCACUUGCACGUUCUCACAGCAUCUUCGUGUUCCUUCGCCAGACCGGUUACUGGAGGGGAGAAAGAAAGACACUUCUCGCGGGAACCUAUGUCCUGCUACUCUCAACCUGGUCGAUUCUCGCGCGAUUUGCGUCAUAUCUGUCACCGCGGAGAAUCUCCUACUGUUGUCGUCUUACCGUCAACUAGGUCAUUAGCCCGAUGUAUAGUGUGCAUUGCGUUUUGACAUACUUCUGGCUCGCUUUCUUUUGGUCGUUAACCCGAACUGGGUUCUUCACUCUGCGAUCUAGAUUUUUUUUCAAGUGUUCUUGUUCUAUUUCUGGACUUUCGGACAUUUAGAUUUCCUUAUGAUGACGUAUAUUCUGUUUCGCCUGUAUAUAUACUUCCUUGAGAUUCGUCUAUACUUUCUUUCGAUGUCUCGGCGUUGGUUAUCUCUUUAAAGCCUAG
This is a messenger RNA of Paecilomyces variotii, 4366 nucleotides long. Its product is annotated as serine/threonine-protein kinase ssp1. Gene Ontology annotation, molecular function: ATP binding; protein serine/threonine kinase activity. The transcript is spliced from 2 exons. The record is from RefSeq and is a predicted model, not a curated record. Gene Ontology annotation, cellular component: cytoplasm. Bases 211 to 3882 code for a protein of 1223 amino acids. Gene Ontology annotation, biological process: protein phosphorylation; intracellular signal transduction. NCBI's taxonomy places the organism in Eukaryota, Fungi, Ascomycota, Eurotiomycetes, Eurotiales, Thermoascaceae.